This is a messenger RNA of Amphimedon queenslandica, 423 nucleotides long. RefSeq lists its product as uncharacterized. The record is from RefSeq and is a predicted model, not a curated record. The transcript has 4 exons. NCBI's taxonomy places the organism in Eukaryota, Metazoa, Porifera, Demospongiae, Haplosclerida, Niphatidae. Bases 1 to 408 code for a protein of 135 amino acids.
AUGGCUGGCUUUAUUUGUAACGCUACCGCGUUACUAAUAGAAAUUACUGAAGAGGCUAACUGUAUUAAUUGUAAUGGAAAUCUUUUAUUGGAAGUGAGUAAGAUUCUUGCAGAAGUACAGGCUAAAGGUGGUCCUCUUAGUAUCAGUGGAGAGGUAGCUCAUGCCAUCAAUCUCAGUGGACUGAGGGAAGUGUGUAUUAGGAGAGUGGAUAAAGAUGAAGUGACACUUGAUUUGGUUGAAUUCAUAUUUAAAAUUGAUAAAGGAGUGUACAUAUCAAGGAAGCUAUUGUUUGCUGGUAUGCUGUUGAGAGUCAGUGGAUUGUGGACUAAAGGGGAAACUGUCAAGAGUGGAGUGCAUGGUGACUAUUUUCCUUACCUAUUUGUUAUACAUUAUUCUAUGUUGCUAUGAUUCACAUUCUUUCUA